Pseudomyrmex gracilis is the source of this 2708-nucleotide messenger RNA. Its product is annotated as G-protein coupled receptor Mth2-like. The transcript has 5 exons. Gene Ontology annotation, biological process: cell surface receptor signaling pathway; G protein-coupled receptor signaling pathway. Gene Ontology annotation, molecular function: G protein-coupled receptor activity. Gene Ontology annotation, cellular component: membrane. Bases 1185 to 2684 code for a protein of 499 amino acids. The record is from RefSeq and is a predicted model, not a curated record. NCBI's taxonomy places the organism in Eukaryota, Metazoa, Arthropoda, Insecta, Hymenoptera, Formicidae.
AUAUAAUAUAAUAUGAUAUUCUCUUAUAUAUUAUCUUAUAUAUAUGUAUCAAUACUAUAUAUAUAAUGGUAUUGAUAUCUUUUGCACUGAAGUACAGAAUAAUUUUUGUAGAUCAAUCAAUAUAUUCUAUAAUAAGAAUAUAUUGUCAUCAAUAUAUUCGUAUUAUACGUUUUUUAUUAUGAUUUUUUUAAGUUAUUUUGGUUUAAGUUAUACAAGUACUUUACAGAAUAAUGACCUAUAGUUUGCACCAAUUGCUUACUACGCGUAUCAAGUACUAUUUAUAUUCUGUACUAAAUCGGCUUAAUUUCAAUGAUGUAAACGAUAUUAAGAUGGUACGAUACGCAUAUCAAAAUGGUAUGCGUAUCAAGCAUACUUAUAAUGGUGUAAACACAGAAUUUUGCAUUGAAAAACGAAUUUUAUUUGAUUAUCAAAAAGAUGUACGGUGCAAACUAGGUCAAUGUUAUACAUAAAUAGAAAAUGUAUCUCCACGCUUUUAUUUGUAAAUGCCAUCACAAACGAUAGCUAUUAUGUCUAAUAGAUAACGGUUUUGUUAUGAAUUUGAUUAAGUAGAUAAAAUGUUUGACACGCACAAUUUUGAUGCGAAGCAUAUCAAACGUAUAGUUUAUUUUUCCAUGCUAUCAACGUUAAAUAUUAUGUGUAAGCUUUCUAUCUACAUUCAUAUCACUAUUCACUAUUGUAUCACAUAUAUAUGUUUGUAAUCGUCUACGUAUACGAUAGCUAGACGAGAAACCAAACAAUAAAGAGCAUCACAAUAUAUGUAUUUAUUGUUUACUCAUUUAUUCAAUAUUUUAUUACAAAGUUAAACCACAUGCGUGAUAUUUACCUGAAAUAUACUAGUCGAAUAUUAUAUAAUAGAUAAUCGGCAAUUUGAACUUCUUCUAAUAAUCGCGAUCAAAUCAAACUUUUUUGAGAAAAGUAAGCUUGCAUAUAAAAUACACCAUAAAAGUAGAAGAAAUUAUAAGAAAAGAAAUUAAUUUUUCAGUUUUAUAAAUAUAGCGUAAAUCAUACACAUAUUCUCUCUAGAGACCAUCAUCUUAUCUUUCUCUCUAUCUCUUCCGCUAUUUCUCGUGAUACUUCUUCAUUAGUAACAUUCUAGGCAUGAUAAAAAACAUUGAUAAUUAUUACGAGUUGCAAGUAAUAAUGGUUUCACUAAUUAGUGCACAAUGAAACGUCUAGAAACAGUGCUCUUUCUCGUGUUUUUCGCGAUCCUGAUGGAAAUGCGAUUCGCAGUUGUCACAUCGGAAAGCAAUAAGACUUAUUUAAACUCAAAAAUAAAGACAAAACCGCGUAUACCAUUAUGUUGUUACAAUGACACUUAUUUUGUUAUUGGAAAUUUCGAUUGCGAGGAAAGCGCAACAAACGCAACGAUACAAGAGAAACGAGUGCCGAAAAUUUAUGAGAUUGAUCUUGCAUCGAAAAACAUCAGUAUGAGCCACGAGCAUUUUUUCUUUGUGGUGCAAAGACCUACGUGCUUUGAAAAUCAAUUUCCAUUAUUGUCAAACAUUUUUGAAAAAAACAACUGGUAUCUUUUGUCGAACGGUUCUAUAUUGCAUCCUUUGCCUGAUUUAACGUAUUACCUCCUUGACUAUCAUCAGUACUGUCUAACGAGAUUGAUGAACAAGGAUAAAGACAAAGUGUAUUCAAACUAUUUUGUACAUUAUUGUAAGCAAUAUAUUAUUGCAAGCGAUGAAGAAGCCGAUGUUCAAUCGCGAUUAGUAUAUUCUCUCGGAAUGCUCAUUUCCGUACCGUUCUUGAUUGCUACGUACAUCGUUUAUUGGCUGCUACCUGAGCUGAGGAACAUACAUGGUCAGACAUUACUUAAAUAUGUUGGUUGCUUGAUAACGACAUACGGUACAUUGGGAGCAAUAGGAAUAGAACUGAUACAAAUCCAAGAGAUUUAUCCUUUUUGCAUCAUAAUUGCUCUUACAGUUACCUUCACUUUUACGGCGAGUUUCUUCUGGUUGAACGUGAUGUGCUUUGAUAUUUGGUGGACAUUAAGAGAAUUUCGUUCGUUACACAGGAGCGUAAAGCAAGAAAAACGAAAGAAAUUUGUAAUAUAUUCGAUCUAUGCAUGGGGAAGUGCGUUAUUUCUUACAUCUGUUAGUGCCAUCAUGGACUUUGUUCCUGGUAUACCAGAAGAUUUUCGACCGCAAUUCUGUCUCACUACUUUUUGGUAUCAUUCGGAUUUAGCGGAAGUGCUGUAUUUCUGGGGUCCUAUAAGUGUUACCAUUAUUUUUAACAUUUGUUUAUUUAUUUCCACAACCCAAAAGAUUAAACGUCACAAAAAGAGCACGAUCCAUUUGAAAAGCUCGGAGAGCAGACGUCACAUCGAUAGAGAACAACGGUUCAGCAUAUACUUCAAAUUGUUUAUCGUUAUGGGCAUGAGUUGGUCUUUGGAAAUAGUAUCAUGGGUCAUGGACAUGUUCGCUUAUGUGCCGAUAUAUUUUUGGUAUCUCAUCGACCUGACAAAUAUCCUGCAAGGCCUUGUUAUCUUCAUAUUAUUCGUGUUCAAGAAGAAAACCAAAAAUUUGUUGAUAAAACGAUUUAAUAAUUGUCGAUUCUGUCCUCGCAGAAACUUGACGAAUAGUGAUCACUUCAGCUCGGUCUCGCAUACUACUACAUUGAGGAUCAUACCUCUGCAGAAUAUUAAUUUACAUAGCUAAACGUAAAUUGGAGAAAUGUUCUUC